AUGGCUGUUCCAGCGCCGGAUUAUGGGCAUGAGCUGCCCACAGGGAGAGAUGCACCUGAUCCCCUCGAACAGAGCGCGUACAUGACCUCCCGAUCACCGACACCACAGCUUCAAACCGCCGAGCUGGCACAGGCUCUACCGCCCGUGAUGGUGCAGCAGAAGCCGAGUAUGUCAGGCAGUUCUCGACGGAGCGGAACGUCCUCUCUGCAUCCAACGUCGGAGUUGGAGGAGGAAGACAAUCCGUAUAUGGUGACGAAAAGCCUGGCGCGAAGAGCAACCCUUCUCGGCUGGUUCGAUCAUUCCAAUCCCAAUCCGGCAGAGAACUCCUCCUCAGUCUGCGUGGCCGUCAAACUGCCAGACGACGCGUACGCCUUCCAUCCCGCCGUUAUCAAUCCCAGUCUUGCAAAGGCUAUCAAAAGACUGGACGAAACCGCUGUCGUGGCACUCUCCUCUCGCGUCACCGCCAGGACCAUCGCGACGAUCGCCCCGGACCAGAAGAGCUUCGUCGUGGAGAGCACGAGCGCGCGGGUUCCUGUCAUUCCUACCCUCGACGAUGUGGACGUGAACCUGACACAUUACUCCCGCGCAUGCAUCGUCCUAGAUGAGAAGAUCGUUCUGGUCUGGUCGCAUGAUGCGAGUGGGCUGCUUAACGUAGCGCAUGAUGUCGAGAUGCAGCUCGGUGGACAGGUGAGUAUCUAUCUAUCUACUUACGCCAACGGCUGCAAGUUAUCUGACCGGCUUGCCUCAAAGAGCCCUAGGAUAUCGAAUUUCACCACCCCGAGGGUAUCCGGCCGGUCAACCCCCCUCGGAUCCCUCCCGUCAGACGAGCUGCAGAACCCGGCCAUCGCGUCGCCUCCCGUGCGUGGUGCGCUGGACGAGAAACAGGAUAUAUACAGCAAGGCGGUGGCGCUGGAGGAGGGGGAGGACGACGGCGCCCCGGACCUAGAGCAGAAUGUUGCCCCGAGACCGGCGCUGCGGAUGCAUGCGAUCAAGAUCAGUCUGGCGAUUAUGCUGGUUAUCUUGACGCAGGCGCUGGGGGUGGCGAGGCUGCUGAAUGAGUACCAGUGGGAUGGAGGAUACACACGGUUUGGGCUGGUUGCCACCAUCCCACCGCUCGCUCUGUUCUCGCUGUUCUUCUUCAUCGUGUUGGUCACCAGUGUCUUCCAGCUCUUCCUCCCCGCGGGCUUCUGUCUGAAGAACUCCAAGUAUCACUCUGCCGUCAAGCCCAACCCAAAAGCUCAUCGGGACUACGAGCUGCCCCAUAUCACAAUCCAGAUGCCUGUCUACAAGGAAGGCCUGAAAGGUGUCAUCGUUCCAACAAUGAUGAGCGUCCUCACCGCAGUCCAAUACUACGAAGAACAAGGCGGGACCGCCUCCGUCUUCGUCAACGACGACGGCAUGCAAGUGAUCCAGCCUGAACUGGCCGAAGCGAGAAAACAAUACUACCGCGAAAACGGGAUCGGGUACACUGCCCGGCCUCCCAACAAAAAAACAGCAGUCAAGAAGAGUGGCUGGGCCUUUGGACUCUUUCGGAAGGACAAAAUCGUGCCAGCCAUAGAAGAAAAUCCUCAAGGGGGAGAAGAGCGCGGUCCCCCUACGCCGCAGGAAAUGGCGAAUAAGAUCGGGUUCGAGCGCAAGGGUAAGUUCAAGAAGGCGAGUAAUAUGAACUACGGAUUGGAGUUCUCGAUUCGCGUUGAGGAUGAACUGGCUCGUCUGAUGCAAGAGGAGGCCGAGCGACGGGGAUGUACGGUUGACGAGUUGACGGUGGACGACGAUGAGCGACUCUAUCAACAGGCGCUGGAUAAUAUGCUUGCCGCUGAUGAGGGCCGUACUUGGGCCGAAGGGAACAUUCGUAUCGGGGAGUUGAUCUUGCUGAUCGACUGUGAUACUCGUGUGCCGGUGGACUGCCUUCUCUACGGCGCCCUGGAGAUGCACGAGAGCCCUGAAGUGGCCAUUCUGCAGCACGGAUCUGGCGUUAUGCAGGUCGUCCAUAAUCUGUUUGAGAAUGGCAUUACGUACUUUACCAACGUCGUCUACACAGCCAUCAAAUACGGCGUCGGCUCGGGCGACGUGUCUCCGUUCGUCGGCCACAAUGCAUUCCUCCGGUGGAAAGCACUGCAAAGCAUCCAGUUCGUCGAUCCCUCCGACGGGCUGACGAAGUGGUGGUCUGACGCACACGUCUCGGAGGACUUUGAUAUCAGUCUCCGGCUGCAGAUGCAGGGGAUGGUGGUGAGGCUGGCGACAUACCACAACGGGGAGUUCAAGGAAGGGGUGUCACUCACGCUGUACGAUGAGUUGACGCGGUGGGAGAAGUAUGCCUACGGGUGUAACGAGCUGGUGUUCCAUCCUUUCUACCAAUGGUUCUACAAGGGACCCGUGACCCGGCUGUUCCUGCGGUUCCUCUGGAGCAACAUGCCAGUGACGUCCAAGGUGACCAUCGUGGCGUACAUCUUCACCUACUACGCCAUCGGCUCGGGCAUGCUCCUCGCCACGGUAAACUACAUCCUCCUCGGCCUCUUCGACUCGGACAUCGACCACCUCUACCUCCCCUCCUGGGGCAUCUGGUGCUCGCUCGUCGUCGUCUUCAACGGGUUCUCCUCCAUCGCCUUUAGCAUGGUCCGCCACCAGCUCAAGGAGGAGACCUUCUGGCGCGCCCUCCUCGACGCAGUCAAGUGGCUCCCCUUCCUGAUCAUCUACUUUGGCGGGAUCAGCCUGAACUGCGCCAAGGCGAUUAUCUGCCAUGCGUUCAGCAUUAAUCUCGAAUGGGCGUCGACAGCCAAGGAGAUGGGGCCGACGGGGUUCUACAUCGGGAUGGACAAGAUGGUGAGGCGGUUCAAGUGGACGUGGGCGAUUUGUUUGGUCCUUGCGGGAGUGAUGAUUUACUUUGCGGUUGGGGCGCCGUGGGGAUGGACGAUUACGCCGGGGCCCUAUUCGACGGCGAAUGUGGCGAUUGCGCCGUUGGCUAUCCAGAUCUGCUCGGCGAGUUUUCUUCCGUUCUUUUUGGGAUUGAACUGA
Aspergillus viridinutans is the source of this 3015-nucleotide messenger RNA. RefSeq lists its product as uncharacterized. Bases 1 to 3015 code for a protein of 1004 amino acids. NCBI's taxonomy places the organism in Eukaryota, Fungi, Ascomycota, Eurotiomycetes, Eurotiales, Aspergillaceae. The transcript has 13 exons. The record is from RefSeq and is a predicted model, not a curated record.